AUGUUCGCCGGUUUGUACCUCUGGUAUGUUUGUGCUGGCGAGUCACAAAUUUCUUACCUCUUGUUCAAAAAACCACGGUGUAGUAUGAUCGGGAGGCCGAAGGGGUCGCAAGCGAUGGAUACCUUACACCCGAAGUCGCAUCGCGGUGUUGGGAAACGAUGCAGUUUCAAUAUGAAGUCCACAUUGGAUGUGGUCUGGAAUCAGGACACGUUCCCCUCUCCCGUCCUGGAUCUGCUUGGGAUUGGGUUGGAAUACACGUUUCGUCCUUUUGAUAGAUGCCUGUACUGCCUGCUCCUUGGUAAAUCUAGACGAAAAAGGACAGAAAGCCUUGAUAUGGCCAGGAUUCUGGAAGCGUCUUUUGUACAAGGGGCAAACCAGAUUAAGAAUAGCGUUCCUAGGCUAAUUGACUCGAAUCCGCAACGGAACGAGAAGAAAGUUGGUGGUGAGGUGGACAGCCUCCAUGAUGCUGACGCAUGUAGCAUCAGUUUAGGAUAG
Laccaria bicolor S238N-H82 is the source of this 495-nucleotide messenger RNA. RefSeq lists its product as uncharacterized. The transcript is spliced from 4 exons. NCBI's taxonomy places the organism in Eukaryota, Fungi, Basidiomycota, Agaricomycetes, Agaricales, Hydnangiaceae. Bases 1 to 495 code for a protein of 164 amino acids. The record is from RefSeq and is a predicted model, not a curated record.